This is a messenger RNA of Sceloporus undulatus (fence lizard), 1012 nucleotides long. RefSeq names its product glia maturation factor gamma (gene GMFG). Gene Ontology annotation, biological process: negative regulation of Arp2/3 complex-mediated actin nucleation; actin filament debranching. Gene Ontology annotation, molecular function: actin binding; Arp2/3 complex binding. The record is from RefSeq and is a predicted model, not a curated record. The transcript is spliced from 7 exons. Gene Ontology annotation, cellular component: actin cortical patch. The coding region runs from base 55 to 483 and encodes 142 amino acids. Lineage: Eukaryota; Metazoa; Chordata; Lepidosauria; Squamata; Phrynosomatidae.
AAGAGCGCCAGACCCAGAAGACAAGUUUCGUUUAGCAGAGGCACCUGAGACAAAAUGUCAGAUUCUCUGGUUGUGUGUGACGUGGAUCCAGAGCUGAAGGAGCAACUGAAGAAAUUCCGCUUUCGCAAAGAGACAAACAACGCGGCUAUCAUUAUGAAAGUUGACAAAGAAAGGCAGCUGGUGGUACUGGAGGAAGAAUUUCAGGAUAUCUCCCCGGAGGAGCUGAGGAGUGAGUUACCAGAACGCCAGCCUCGAUUUGUAGUCUAUAGCUACAAGUACAUCCAUGAUGAUGGACGGAUCUCUUACCCACUCUGCUUCAUCUUCUGCAGUCCAGUCGGAUGUAAACCUGAGCAGCAGAUGAUGUACGCUGGCAGCAAAAACCGACUGGUUCAAGCAGCUGAGCUCACCAAGGUCUUUGAGAUCCGUUCCACAGAAGAUCUGACGGAGCAGUGGCUGAAAGAGCGCCUGGCCUUUUUCCGCUAAUGGAGGGGAGAAUCCUGGAUGGUGCACCUUCACUUAGGGCCCCAUCCACACCACAUCCCGCAAUCUCAUUCGUGCAACCCUUAAUAUGUGGUGGGACUGCAACUCCCAGCAGCCCUUACCAACAUCACCAAUAGCAAGAAAUAGUGGGAGUUGCACUCCAACCACAUCUAGGUGGCUGCUGCUUUCAACCCCGGCUGUAAAGGUAACAUCUUUCUAUAGAUGUGGUGGAAUACAAGAAAAUGUAACAUUAAGAAGUGGAAGCAGGUUGAGAACUUUUAAGUCAUAGAUUUUAUUCCAGAACAAAAAGAUGCUGGCUCAUGUGAAAGCAUUGGGAAUUGUAACAGAUCCAUUCAUGUCAUCUGGUUCUCCAUUUCAAAUGCAGAUUGAUCAGCAGCAGAUCCCAUAAUAAAUUCUGUCAUCAAGAUCUCCCUCACUUUCAUGACCACCAAGACCACAGCUUUCCAUUUUUAGAGAAGACAUCUAAAAAAAUUUAAAUAAAGCAGUUGGAUCUGAUUUUUCCUUUCCUAGA